AUGAAAGAAUACCAAAAAAGUGGCAUUGCGCUGCCAACUAGCAUUAACACAAUGGAUCGCACUGAGAUUCUGAAUAUUGUCAGAUCGUUAUCAUGGACAGACCUGAUGAUGCCUUUUACUAUUGUUAUGUCCAUGGUUAUAGCAGUAAUAAUUUCCGUCUACGUGCCCGCUUCCCGUCACACUUUUGAUGCCGAGGGCCAUCCCAAUCUGCUAGGAGUAUCCGUUCCUCUGACUGUUGGCAUGAUCGCGAUGAUGAUUCCUCCAAUUUGUAAGGUUUCCUGGGAAUCCAUUCACAAUUAUUUGAAGAAUGAAUAUGUGAAGAAGCAGUUAGUAGUUUCCUUGUUUUUAAAUUGGGUUGUUGGUCCUUUAUUGAUGACAGCACUGGCUUGGAUGGCACUUUUCAAUUAUAAGGAAUACCGUCAGGGCAUCAUUAUGAUUGGAAUUGCUAGAUGUAUUGCCAUGGUUUUGACUUGGAAUCAAAUCGCAGGUGGAGAUAAUGAUCUUUGCGUUGUGCUUGUUGUUAUGAACUCAUUUCUUCAAAUGAUAUUCUACGCACCAUUGCAAAUAGUCUACUGCUAUUUGAUUUCGAAUGAUCAUCUUGAUGCUUCAAUAAGAGCAAUGUUUGAAGAGGUUGCAAAAUCUGUUGGUGUUUUUCUUGGUAUACCUCUAGGAAUUGGAAUUAGUUUACGCAUGGUGAGCAUUGCUAUGGUCGGUAAAAGUAACUAUGACAAAUACAUCUUGAAAUUUAUUUCUCCAUGGUCAGUUAUUGGGUUCCAUUACACUUUAUUUGUUAUUUUUAUUAGUAGAGGUUAUCAAUUCAUCCAUGAAAUAGGCUCUGCAAUACUGUGUUUUGUUCCGUUGGUCCUUUAUUUCUUUACUGCAUGGUUUUCGACUUUUGCAUUGAUGAGGUAUUUAUCGGUUUCCAAGAAUAAUAUUCAAGGAGAAUGUUAUUGUGACAAAGAAUUAGUUUUAAAGCGAGCUUGGGGAAAACGCUCUUGUAAUGCUAGCUUUCCUGUUACGAUGACACAAUGCUUUACCAUGGCUUCAAAUAAUUUUGAAUUAUCCUUAGCGGUUGCUAUUUCAUUGUACGGCAAUAGUAGUAAGCAAUCAAUAGCCGCAACAUUUGGACCACUGUUGGAAGUCCCAAUUCUACUAAUAUUGGCAAUAGUCGCAAGAAUUCUUAAGCCAUUUUUUUUUUGGAAAAAUGAAAGCUAG
Messenger RNA from Lachancea fermentati, 1215 nucleotides. The record is from the annotation of a GenBank genome assembly. NCBI's taxonomy places the organism in Eukaryota, Fungi, Ascomycota, Saccharomycetes, Saccharomycetales, Saccharomycetaceae.